ACUACGGCCCAAUCAUCUAUCCAUCGGCCCAGCCCACCACCACAGGUCACAAAAAUUCCCCCUCCCUCACAUAACCCCUAGCCCAGUCGCACACGCGGGAGGCUGCGGCGGCGAGGAGCUUUCCAGCGAGGCGCGGCGGCGGCUUCAAGCGUUGCAGGACACAGCGGCGGCGUUGGCGGCGAUGAGUAUCUCAGGCGAGCUCCCCGGCGGUGGCUCCGACGGCGAGGAGGAGGUCUUCAUCAACGAGGAGGACAUCAUCCACGAGAUAACCAUCGACGAAGAAGAUCUCCCCGACCGCGACGACGACGAUGAAGACGGCGGCGACCGGAUGGAUGAUUCAGAAGACGUCGAUGAUUCUACAUACAUAUUUCAAGGCCACAAAGAUGAAGUCUUCACUGUUGCGUGCAGUCCUACAGAUGCAUCUCUUGUGGCUUCUGGAGGCAAAGAUGAUAGAGGGUUUCUGUGGAGGAUUGGAUCAGCAGAGGGUGCUUUGGAGCUGACUGGACAUAGAGAUACUGUCAGCACAGUAGCUUUUAGUUCAGAUGGGAAUUUGUUGGCCUGUGGAAGUUUUGAUGGGCAGAUAAAUGUGUGGAGUACUGCUACGCGUUCUCUUCAGGGAACCCUUGAGGGUUCUGGGUCUGGUUUUGAGUGGCUUAAAUGGCAUCCACGGGGACAUUUGAUAAUCGCAGGAUCAGAGGACUGUAAUGUGUGGAUGUGGAACGCUGACCAUAAUGCCAUUCUUAAUACCUUUGCUGGACAUAGUAGCACAGUGACAUGUGGUGAUUUUACUCCAGAUGGUAAACUUAUAUGUACUGGGUCGGAUGAUGCAACUUUGAGGAUAUGGGACCCAAGAAGUGCACAAAGCAGACAUGUUGUUCGAGGCCAUGGCUAUCAUACUGAUGGAUUGACAUGCUUAUCAAUUACUUUGGACUCACAAACAGUAGUUAGUGGUUCCAAGGAUAGUUCUGUGCACAUUGUGAAUGUGAACUCUGGCCAGGUCGUUGGCUCAUUAGUCGGACACACCAAUUCGAUUGAGUGUGUUGGCAUCUCAUCAAGCUAUGGCUGGGCGGCCACCGGGAGCAUGGAUCAAAAGCUCAUCAUCUGGGACCUCGCGCAUCAAUCAAACCGAUGCACUUGCGAGCACGACGAGGGCGUGACAUCGCUGGCAUGGCUGGGUUCGUCAAGGUUUGUUGCGUCAGGAUGCAUUGACGGCAAGGUGCGUAUCUGGGACAGCCUCUCCGGUGACUGCGCUAGGGAGUUCAGCGGACAUGCAGAUGUGGUGCAGUCGCUGGCCGUCACCGCCGACGGCAACGCACUGGUCGCUGUCUCAACAGAUGGCUCCGCUCGUGUGUUCGGCAUUUCCAUGUUCAAGUGAAGGGAACUGGGAUGGUGUAGAUGGUUUUUGUGUGUGCUAGGGCUUUAUUUGUGGUGUACGAUGAUGGCAUGGCAUGGUAAUAUGGUAUUGUUGAGGGAAACUUAUGCAAUGAUAUUCUACAACUCAAUUCUACUCCUAUAGUUAUUAUAGAUGAACAGAGAAUGUAUUUGGAGUGUAUUUAUGUCCUGCCUUUUUUUUCUCUA
Panicum hallii is the source of this 1578-nucleotide messenger RNA. Its product is annotated as angio-associated migratory cell protein. Lineage: Eukaryota; Viridiplantae; Streptophyta; Magnoliopsida; Poales; Poaceae. The record is from RefSeq and is a predicted model, not a curated record. The transcript is spliced from 11 exons. Bases 182 to 1375 code for a protein of 397 amino acids. Gene Ontology annotation, molecular function: protein binding.